Messenger RNA from Sitophilus oryzae (rice weevil), 1884 nucleotides. RefSeq names its product protein singles bar-like. The transcript has 4 exons. The record is from RefSeq and is a predicted model, not a curated record. The coding region runs from base 275 to 835 and encodes 186 amino acids. Gene Ontology annotation, cellular component: membrane. Lineage: Eukaryota; Metazoa; Arthropoda; Insecta; Coleoptera; Curculionidae.
GGGCCACGAGCCAUAUGGUUGACAUGUACCUCACGCGAGUUGAGUUAUUUUAAACCAAAAUCGGCACGUGCCAGACGGGAAUCUCUUUCAUUCUUAAACGCAUCGUUGUUUGAACACACAUACCACUUUGUAUUUAUCUCCUAAUUUUGUUCGUUCAAACAACUAAAAGUGGUGUAAUUCUGCGUUAUUUUAUACGUCUAAAUAGCGGUAUAUUUGAAUAAAAAAACCUAUUAAAUGAAGUAAAAAUAGUUGAAGAAGAUAUAGAAAGUGUUCAAUGAUGAUUUCUUCCAGAGGACCUACUAUUGUGAACGUUCCAGUGCACUCUAGAAGAGGACAGAGUGGAUUGAAGUGUUGCUGUUGCAGAUGUUGCACUUGUAUUCAUUUGGAGUUUCUGAAAACACCGCCUGGCAUAAUCAAACUUGCUGAAUUGAUCAUAGGAUUUUUCUGUCAAAGCCUAGCAUUAAAAUAUGGAUCAGAAUCAUCGUCACUUAUAGGAAUUUCAUUUCAAUCCUUUGUAACCAACAUUGCCUGGAGUCUUUCCACAACUUUCAUGCUGCUUGUGUGUUAUAUUUUUUCACCAAAAUCAGUAGGGCUCAUCAAAUCUUCCUUAUUUGAGGUUCUAUUUAACACCGUGUCUGCCUUUACAUAUAUUAGUACUUGUUCUUAUCUGGGUUACGUGGUAAACAUAGUACUGGAACCGCUGUAUUGGAUAACACCUCAUUACCAAGCGUACCCUGCUAUGAGUGCUGCAUAUGUAGCUGGCUCAAUUUUAGGACUACUAUACGCAUAUGACGCUUACAAAUCAUAUAGAUACUUUAGGGGAUACAGAUACUAAAAUUUUUAGUACAUUAUAUUUCUUGUUUUUAUAUUUUUGUACUUUUUCUAGUCAGAAUACAAUUUUUUAUUUUAUUUUCUAAUUAAGUAUCUAUUAAUUCUAUUAUAAUUUGUAUUAAAAUUAGAAAGAUAAGUAUUUAGUACCUAUUUAUGUAUAUGACGUUACAGAUAUUAAUAAAAGACAAUGUUUUACAAAGAAAAACUGUUUUUUAUUUCAAAGUAACAAAAUAUAUAGUUAAAAUCUUGCAAUAGUUCGCUAACACUGAAGGCACAUAGAGAAUUGUUAUACAUGGCAGCCAUAUAAGGAGUUUUAUAAAAAACUAUUUUAUCUAUUCUGUCACAACUGUGUAAAGCUCUAGCAACAUUACUUUAUAUUUAUAAAGUUUUCUAAAAUAAAUUAUUAGGUAUAUUAUUUGUGAUUUUUUUAUAUAUCGUUUUCUUUUAAAUUUAAGUACAAAUCACAAAAAAAAAUGUCAAAAUAUGUUCACAAGAGUAUAUCAAAAAACAUAUAAGUGUAUAUAAACAUGAGUAAUAAUAAUUUAUACGGUAGUUAUUAUAAAAUAUCAUUGUUUUAAAAACAUAUUACUUGUUUGUGGUGUUUUUUUAUAGUUUAAUAUUUUAAUAAAUUAUGUAUUAUUUUUUUGCAACAAAUAAAGCCCUAGCAAUAUUACAUUAUUUUCUUAUUAUACAGGGUCUUUCUUAAAUAAGUGCAAUUAUUUUAUGUAGUGUUACGUAGGGACAAAAGAAACAUAUUUUCUGUUUGAUAGUUUUAAAAUAAAUUGAAAAUAACCGAGUUUUUUUAUUUUUUGAAAUUCUAAAGAAAUAAUGCUCACAUUUUGAGAACCGCCGAUAUCAACCUCAUUAUUCGACGCCCUGUGUUGCCACAUGUACAGAAAGUAUACUGUUUACUUCUUGAUUGAGAAUACUUCACAAUAUGGCGAUUACAGAAUCUGCAAUAGUGAUUAAGUUUAUUCUUUCAGUUUCAGAAUUAACCUGUGACCCCAAAAAGUUUGAUUUUAUAAUUUCCCGGAAAAUAUCAAGAAAAAAGAA